Molecule: messenger RNA, 2931 nt
Organism: Aedes albopictus (Asian tiger mosquito)
Lineage: Eukaryota; Metazoa; Arthropoda; Insecta; Diptera; Culicidae
Gene: Snx17
Product: sorting nexin-17
Exons: 7
Coding region: 1049-2551 (500 amino acids)
Biological process (GO): intracellular protein transport; endocytic recycling
Cellular component (GO): early endosome
Molecular function (GO): phosphatidylinositol binding
Source: RefSeq, a predicted model, not a curated record
CCAUUUUUCUGCGUGUAUCCUAGCAUUUUGCAUGAAAAUAAUGUGCAUUAAUGACUUUUUUAUUUCUGAGUGCAGCAUUCAUUCAUAAACCAAAACUCACAAACACUACCGUUCUUUUCCAGUAGGAAUGCUGUCAGUGUUGGAUUCCGUUCGAGUUCGCCAGCCAAGCCGAACCGACGACGACGUCGUCCAUCAGCCAGUCAGUCAUUCAUCGUCAUUCAUUCGUGCUUGUUGUGCAAGAGAAGAAGCCCAAGGUGCGUCGUCGUCACUCGGUGGUCGCGUAGAAGACUCUAAAGUGAAGUUUGAUUUGGGCUGCUGAUACUCAUUGAUGUGUAGGUUGAUAAUACGGAAAAAAAUAAUGAAGUUCCAGGGACUCAUCACCAGUUGUUAGCUAAUUUGCAGAAAUAGGACGUUUGCCUGUGCUGUUCCGAGAGGGUUCGAGUUGAGGAAUGACAGGAUCGGGAAAAUAGUUCGGUGGGUGGACCUUUGACGAACCUGGGACCAGGAAGGAAUGGCGCUCCAUUAGGGAAGAGAAUACCUCCCUAGGACGGACUGUAGAUUACUCUGGCCUAUUGUCAUCGUGACGAAUUGAGUGCAAUUUACACCAAUAUUGAAUAAACACGGCCGUCGUCGAGGACGAGGAAGAAAACGCUAACGGAUCGUGAAGAAGCCCGGUGAAGUGACAUCGUUGUCGUACGAGAACACGCAUAUACAUUUACCUUAAGUACGUGAAUCGGCGUGGUGGAUUAUGUGUUUGGCUGGAGUGUGUGACCUGCUCACAAUAUGAUCAUGUAGGGCAAACGAGCAAACAACAGCUUGAAUUGUCCUUCCACUGACUGACUGACUGACUAGUGACUACAUAGUGCAGCUGCGGGAACCGUGUGUCGUCGGUUAUCAUCUGCCUGCUGAAGAAGAAAAGAGUGCAAUCAAAGCAGUGUGCGGCACAUAUCAAAUCUCAACGUAACGGAGAAGAAGGGAGAAGAAGGUUCAAUUGGGAGGGCGCGCCCACAAUAGUGAGAAGAGGAGCCCAACAUCGGACGGAGCCGAUAUGCAUUUCUCGAUUCCGGACACACAGGAGUUCGGCCCGGAUAACUCCGGGUCGUCAUUCACGGGCUUCAACAUUCACAUCAACGGUAGCUUCCACUGUUGCCUGCGGUACAAACAGCUGCACAGCCUACACGAGCAGCUCAAGCGGUCACUGCCCACGUUGGCCCUGCCGAGCUUUCCGCCAAAGAAACUACUCCCACUGACGCCCAGCCAGAUCGAGCAGCGACGGAUCAGCCUCGAGCGGUACAUUCAACUAGUCGGCCAAGAUCCGGUCUUAUGCCGGUCGGAACUGCUACGGGCAUUUCUGCUCAACGCCCAGCAGGAGUCCUCCUUCACCGAAUGCCGCGAAGUCAGCCUGGACGUUUUCCUCAUGAACGGCUACCGGAUAGUGACGAAAGCCUUCACGACCGACUGUUCCAGCAAGGUGCUGGAGAAGGCCUGCUCCCUAAUCGACCUGCCCAAAGAGUACACGUACUACUUCUCGCUCUAUCUGGUGCGGAACGAACCCAACGGAGAGGUGGCCAUCGCCAAGAAGCUGAUGGACUUUGAAGCACCGCACAUUUCCCAGAAGCAGUGGGACGACUGCAAGAUUGUGAUACGGACCAGCUACUGGGACGCAAACUACGAUCUGGAACUGAUGCGGGACCGGAUCGCGUUGAAUCUCCUCUACAUCCAGGCGCUGAGCGACGUCGAGCGGGGCUGGAUACUGACCAGCCGGGACCUGAGCGAUCAGUUGACCGACCUGCAAGCACGGGGGAACAAACGCGAAUAUCUGGAGAUUGUACGCAAGCUGCCGCUCUACGGGUGUCUACAGUUUCCACGGGUGUGCGUUGACUAUCCCCAGCCAAACACGAUGGCCACGGUCAUCAUCGGCAACCGGGAGCUGAACCUGCUGACACACUACGGCAAGAAGAUACAGGAAACCAAGUUCAAAGUGACGCGGAUACGUUGCUGGCGGGUGACCACGAUCCAUAACAACGAGGAGCUCUCGUCCAACUCGUCGUCGGAGAGUCGGGGGGAACCGGGCGGAAAUCUGGAGCUCUCGUUCGAGUAUCUGAUGGCGAAGAACCAGCUCAAGUGGAUCACGAUCUACAGCGAACAGUCGAUGCUUAUGUCCGUGUGCCUUCAGUCGAUCGUGGACGAGUUGCUCAACCAAAAGAACGGAUCCGACAUCAACAAUGUGCAGACUCAUCAAGCUGAUUUUGCUCCUCUGUCGUACAUCAGACGGGAUGGCUCCAACUACUACAUUACCGACUCCAGCUCAACCGAUACCCUUAGUAGUAUAAGUGACAGCAACAGUACAUCGAAUCAACAAUCCAACGGAAGCGGUAAACAUCCGCAGCAACCGAGCAACGGCACCUCCUCUUCGUCGUCCUCAUCGUCAUCAUCUUCCUCCUUCAUCCGACGGAAGCUCAAAGAAUUCAACACGACGGUCCGCUUCAAAAGCGGGAAAGAUUCCGUCCACAACGAAGCCUUCGAGUGGAUCGGAGAUGAUGAUCUGUAGGAGUAAGCAAGCAAGCAGCCAUAAGGAAACCAAUAAUCGAGCUCUCUCUCAAUCAACACACACAACUCUAUACUCUUCCCAGUCUGAUGCAUUUAGGAGCGUGAUGCUAUGACAAAAUUUGCGUUUUUUUCGGAACAGCUAUUGUAAAUAUAUGUAUCUACCAGUUCUAUGUAAGGCAUCUGCAUGUAUGUACUACAUAAGUUGUAAAUUCCUAACUUUUAUAAUACUAUAUAUUAUACCUACUGCGACUUGCAUACAAUUAGUCGAAGCAAAUCUUCAUCAUUUUUGACGCCAUGUAAAGCGCAAAAAACAGGCCAAGUCUUCCACCAGUAAAUGACGACGAAUAAAACAGGCAUCCUAUUCUACCGAAAAGAAAAGAA